Drosophila kikkawai is the source of this 4315-nucleotide messenger RNA. Lineage: Eukaryota; Metazoa; Arthropoda; Insecta; Diptera; Drosophilidae. The record is from RefSeq and is a predicted model, not a curated record.
UUGUGUGUGUGUGUGCGUUUUGUGUUCGUAUUUGUCUGAUUGUGUGCUUGUUGUUGUGUUGUGAAAAAUAAGAAGGAAAAAUGCGAAUGUCCUGAAAAAGUCCUAGAUAACCGCAAACACACACAGAGAAGCAAUAAUCACAACAAAGACGGGCGCGUUUCCAUGUCGCCGUGUGUGGUGGUGGGCCUUUGAUGCAGCCAUCCAUCAACGGAUCAGGCCAGGAUCUGGACUAGCGGUGCCAUGCUACCCAUCAGCGAGGAGCAGCAGCUGCAGCAACACCAGCAUCAGCAGCAACUCCAGGCGGAACUGGAGGAUGCCGAGCCGCAGGUGGGCGAUGGCAGCCUAUGGACUGCCCUGUACGACUACGAGGCACAGGGCGAGGAUGAGCUGACUCUGCGCCGGGGCCAGAUCGUUGUUGUGCUAUCCACGGACAGCGAGGUCUCCGGCGAUGUUGGCUGGUGGACGGGCAAGAUCGGAGACAAGGUUGGUGUCUUUCCCAGGGACUUUGUUACGGAUGCCGAUCCCCUGCAGCUCAAUGUUCCCUCCGCCAUUGGCGAUAUCCAGCCGCAUGAGAUCGAGUACGAGGAACUGGACAUCAAGGAGGUUAUCGGCUCGGGUGGCUUUUGCAAGGUGCAUCGCGGCUUCUAUGACGGCGAGGAGGUGGCCAUCAAGAUUGCCCAUCAAACGGGCGAGGAUGAUAUGCAGCGGAUGCGCGACAAUGUGCUCCAGGAGGCAAAGCUCUUCUGGGCGCUCAAGCAUGAGAAUAUAGCCGCUUUGCGCGGCGUCUGUCUCAAGACGAAGCUUUGCCUGGUCAUGGAGUAUGCCCGGGGUGGCAGUCUCAAUCGGAUUCUGGCCGGAAAGAUACCGCCCGAUGUGCUGGUCAACUGGGCCAUCCAGAUAGCCAGGGGCAUGAAUUAUCUGCACAAUGAGGCGCCUAUGUCGAUUAUACAUCGCGACCUCAAGUCUUCAAAUGUUUUGAUAUACGAGGCCAUCGAGGGCAAUCAUUUGCAGCAGAAGACGCUCAAGAUCACGGACUUUGGCCUGGCCAGGGAGAUGUACAAUACGCAGCGGAUGAGCGCUGCCGGCACAUAUGCCUGGAUGCCGCCCGAGGUGAUAAGCGUUAGCACCUACUCCAAAUCCUCGGAUGUUUGGAGCUAUGGAGUGCUGCUUUGGGAGCUGAUAACGGGCGAGACGCCCUACAAGGGCUUCGAUCCGCUGUCCGUGGCCUAUGGCGUGGCUGUCAACACGCUGACCUUGCCCAUACCAAAAACAUGCCCCGAAACCUGGGGAGCCCUCAUGAAAAGCUGCUGGCAGACAGAUCCACACAAGCGACCUGGUUUCAAGGAGAUACUCAAGCAGCUGGAGAGCAUUGCCCGCUCCAAGUUUACCCUAACGCCGCAAGAGUCCUUCCACUAUAUGCAAGAGUGCUGGAAAAAGGAGAUCGCCGAGGUGCUGCAUGAUUUGCGCGAAAAAGAAAAGGAACUGCGCAACAAGGAGGAGCAGCUGCUGCGCGUGCAGAACGAGCAGCGCGAAAAGGCUACCCUCCUUAAGAUCCAGGAACAGCAUUUGCGGGAACGCGAAAUGGUGCUUAUUGAACGGGAGCUGGUCAUGAUGCAGCCGGUGCCAACAAAACGCCGGCCCAAAAAGGGCAAAAAGUACAAACCGCUGCAGAUAUCACUGCCGACGGGAUUCCGGCACACCAUAACGGCUGUACGCGACAAGGCGGAGCAGCCGGGUUCACCCUCAUUCUCUGGCUUACGCAUCGUGGCACGAACAGGAGGAAGUAGCAACAAGAUGGAUGACUGGCGACCGGGAGCCACCAAUAUGCCAAUCAUGUCGCCAUCGCCUUACCUACUCAGCCGCUUUACCAGCAAUGUGCCCCUGCCGACGCUCUACGCGGGUGAUGCAGCCCGCAAGCCGAAGCUCUCGGUGAUCGAGCUGCUGCUGUACAACAUGGCCUCCCUGCUGGCGGGCGUGGCAGCUGGCUAUGAUGUCCGGAUGUCGAAUGUAUCGCCCGUGCAUCCCACUCUCCUCAGCGAGGUGCCCGCUCUGAAGGCGGCUCCCAAGGCGGCGGCAGCAAUACAAGCAGCAGCAGCAGCAGCAUCAGCUGGGGAUGCACAGGCGGCAGAGGAGGAACCAAAGCAUAGGAUGCAAGAGCAGACUUUGGAAUUGCUGGAGGUGGAUGCACAAUUGCUACAGGAUAACAGGGAGAGCACGCCCCGAAAGCUGGCCAGCCAGGCGAGAUUUGGUGGCAUCGAAACAGCAGUGGUUAGCAAGUCACAGCCCACAUCCCUGGCCCGUCGCAUCGGUGGCAGUCAGCCUUACUACACGCCCGUGCAGCGGACGCCGCAGCAUCAAAUGCACCAACAGCAGCAGCAGGAGAAGCAGCUUCAGCUGCAGCUCCAACACACGCAACAUCAGCAGCAGCAGCAGCAGCAGCAGCAGCAGCAGCCGCUUCAAUCUGCCCUGGCGGAGGCCACUGGACUGGGCGGCAUCUAUGCCGGAACUCAGCCACCCACACCAUCGCCCCGCCGCAAGCUGAGCAAUAGCAACAAUUUCGGUAGCUCCAACACCUCGAACAAUCCACCUCAGCAGGCGGAUGUCUUUGAGGAGUUCCGGGUGGGCGGUGGCAUUGGUCCGCCGCCAUUGUACGCGCCAGCGGAUUACCUAAGAAACGGACCGAGUUACUCAAACGAUGGUGGUAACUACAGGAAUGGUUACUUUGGCUCCAACUACUUCCCCUACCGGCCGGAGCUGAACUACAGCUACGAGCGUGACUGCAAGUCGUAUCCGGAUUACUCCUACGACUACAAUCAUCGGCUUCCGGACUAUUAUGACUAUCAGUACGAGGCGCCAGUGGUACCUUUGCCCGUGCCUGCGCCGCCCUCAACCUGCCCGGGUUCUCUGCCCGUUCAAGCCCAGACCCGGACACCACCGCCACGUGUCCCUCAGAUGGGUGUAAGCGCUGCCGGGCACCGGCGUACCCCCUCGACAGUGUCCAACAACUCGAAUGUGCUGCUGGAGCACGAGGAGUUGCUCUGCUAUGACUACAACAACCUCAACCUGAAUGCGGACUACGAGAGGGGGGAGCGGGGGGAACAGGUCCCAAUGCCCACGAAACAGGAAUUGUAUGCGGGCUCGCCCAAGCUGCUGAAUCGCCUAAUUCACAGUCCCCUGCCGAUGACCAAGAGCAAGUACGCCACGGCGGCGGUGACGAGGCCAGCUAGCCUGCCCUUUGAGCAGCAUGCCCUGCAGCUGGGCGGCGGUGGGUACCAACAGCAACAACAACAACAGCAGCAGCAGCAGCCGGUAGGCGGCUCCAUGGUUUCCUCAUUGCCACCGCCACUUGCCGUCGUCAGCUCGGGCCAAUCCAAGUUGCGCAGCUCCCUAAAGAAGUACAAUGGCGCUGGGAAUGGGUCCACCUCGUCGCAGCAGGGUACACCCACUAAUCCCACGCCACCGGAUUCGUUGACCAGCGAUGAUAGCUCCUAUUUGAGUGCCAAAGAGGGUUCCAUUGGUUCCCAGCACAGUCGCGUGCGCUUCAGCCCGGAGGCCUAUCUGGAUGCCAAUCUGUUGCCCUGUUUGGGUCGCCGGAUGACAGCACCGACCAUGCAACUGCCGCAGCAGCACAAUCAGCAGCAGCAACGAAGGCAGCGGCAGGCCUCCAGUGGCAGCACACCAUCGCCAUCGGCCUCUUCCUCCUAGCAGGCGCGUCUGGCGCUGACCCUGCAGUUGGCGCGAAGUCCGGGAGCGGACGUUGGCAGCGGCGGUGGGCAGCUGGGAGCAGCUGUGGGUCUAACGCUGCACCAGCAGCGUGUACCCUAUCGCUGGUACUCGGGAGCACGACGAUCCCGCUCGGCCCACUAUGAGUACCGAUUGUGAGGGAGCAGCAGCGGCAGCAGCAGCAGCAGGGAGAGAGCAAGUGAAAGCGAAAGAGAGCGAGAUGGCAAAGAAGAAUCUGCUUGAAGCUUGAAGAGAAAUUGCUAGAGAGCUAAGUUUCCCUCUAAAUAUAAGAGGCUGAAGCUUCUCCCAAAGAGAAUCCAAACCAAACGCAGCAAGAAUCGAAACAUAAAGCUGGGCGGCAACUGAGAAACAGAGAAACCCAAGAGCAUUGGGUAUACAUUUUGAGCGCAGGAUCAACAAGGAGCACGCGUUUUACCUCAACAAAUCCAGCAAAAAGGAAUUCCAGUUACAGUUUACAUACAUAUAUAUAAAUAUAUAUAUAUAUUGGAUAUAUAUUGGAUAUAUAUUGAAUCUUGUAGGAUAUGAAGCGAAAUCAAAGCGAGCAUAAGGCCUGUACAUAAGAGAGUAGUCA